AUGUCGAUGUCAUCAAAGUUUUGGACUCAGCAGGAUGGAGAGAGUGAGACUGAUGAGGAGGCAAGCGAAUAUGACGAGCAGGAAGAGAAUGAGACUGCUGACCAGCAGGCUUCCGCAAAGCCCGUGAGCAAAUACAUAAUCUCCCAAGACAGUGACAGUGAUGACUCGGACGGGCAGCGCCGUGUCGUGCGCCGUGUCAAGGACAAGCGCUACGACGAGAUGGCAGCUACAGUCGACCAGAUGCGCAAUGCUAUGAAGAUCAAUGACUGGGUCAGCCUUCAGGAGAGCUUCGAGAAAAUCAACAAGCAACUGGGCAAGGUCAUGCGAGCCACCGAGUCCGACCGGCCUCCCGGGCUCUACAUCAAAGCCCUCGUCAUGCUAGAGGACUUCCUUAACCAGGCCCCCUCUAACAAAGAGGCCAAGAAGAAGAUGAGCACCAGCAAUGCCAAGGCCCUAAACUCCAUGAAGCAGAAGCUCAAUAAGAACAACGAGCUGUACGAGGACCUCAUUAACCAGUGCCGUGGGAAGCCCGAGAUUUUCGAGGAGAAGCCGGAUAACGAACCCGAGGAUGACGACGAGGAUGAUGAUUUUGAUGAGGACCCUGCAGCUAUUGUCUCAGAGGAGAGUGAGGAUGAGGAUGAGGCUGGGAAGGACGAGGGCCCGAAAGGGCCUGGAUGGGAGAAGAUGCUGAGCAGGAAGGAUAAGAUGAUGGACAAGCAGUUCAAGGACCCUAGCCAAAUAACAUGGGACAUUGUGAACAAGAAGUUCAAGGAGGUUGUGGCCGCCAGGGGGAAGAAGGGAACGUGGAGGAUGGAGCUUGUCGAGCAGCUUACUUUCCUGACUCGGGUCGCCAAGACGCCCGCCCAGAAGCUCGAGAUUCUCUUCAGUGUCGUCUCUGCACAGUUUGACGUGAACCCGAGCCUGAGCGGGCACAUGCCGAUCAACGUGUGGAAGCAGUGCGUGCAGAACUUGCUACUGAUACUGGAUAUCCUGACUCAGUACCCGAAUAUUGUAGUUGAUGAUAUGGUGGAGCCUGAUGAGAACGAGACGCAAAAAGGUGCCGACUUUAGUGGCACGAUUAGGAUAUGGGGUAAUUUUGUGGCAUUUCUCGAGAGGGUGGAUGUAGAGUAUUUUAAGAGCCUUCAGGUUACUGAUCCACACACACGUGAGUAUGUAGAGAGGCUUAAGGACGAGUCAAUGUUUCUGGUCCUUGCUCAGAAUGUCCAGGAAUAUCUGGAGGGAGCUCAGGAUUUCAAGGGUGCUUCCAAGGUGGCCCUCAGANNNNAGCUCGUGUACUAUAAGCCGCAGGAGGUAUAUGAUGCUAUGAGAAACCUGGCUGAGCAGGACAAUGAGGAAGCAUCUGAGGAAAAUAAAGCUGUUGAGGAAGGUAGGGGCCCACGUGCCUUUGUUGCCACUCCCGAGCUUGUGCCUCGUAGGCCGACUUUUCCGGAAAAUAGCAGGACUUUGAUGGAUAUCCUUGUCUCGCUUGUUUACAAGUAUGGUGAUGAAAGGACUAAGGCUCGUGCAAUGCUUUGUGAUAUAUACAACCAUGCCAUUUUUGAUGAAUUCUCCACUUCCCGGGACUUGUUGCUCAUGAGUCACCUUCAGGAUAAUGUACAACACAUGGAUAUUUCUACCCAGAUACUGUUCAACAGGACCAUGGCACAGCUUGGUUUGUGUGCUUUCAGGGUUGGGCUUUUUACUGAAAGCCAUAGUUGUCUCUCGGAACUGUAUUCGGCUGGCAGGGUGAAGGAACUGCUGGCACAGGGCGUCUCUCAGAGCAGAUACCAUGAGAAGUCUCUGGAGCAGGAACGACUGGAGAGAAGACGUCAAAUGCCCUACCACAUGCACAUAAACCUGGAACUUUUGGAAGCCGUUCACCUUAUAUGCGCCAUGCUCCUCGAGGUCCCUAACAUGGCUGCCAAUGUCCACGAUGCCAGACGCAAGGUCAUCAGCAAGAACUUCCGCAGGCUGAUCGAUACAAGCGAGUGCCAGACCUUCACAGGCCCGCCCGAGAAUGUCCGAGACCACAUCAUGGCCGCUACCCGGGCCCUCAGGCAGGGCAAUUUCGACAAGGCCUUUUUGGUCAUUAUGUCUCUCGAUGUCUGGAGGUUGCUCAGGAAUAAGGAUCACGUGCUUGCCAUGCUUAAGACCAAGAUCAAGGAGGAGGCCCUCAGGACCUAUCUCUUCACGUAUUCCUCCUCGUAUGACUCGAUCAGCCUCGACGACCUGUCUAAGAUGUUUGAUCUCUCGGAGGCCCAGACGCGGAGCAUAGUGAGUAAGAUGAUGAUUAAUGAGGAGCUGCAUGCCAGCUGGGACCUGCCGACGGGGUGCAUUGCGUUCCAUGAGGUGGAGCACACCAGAUUGCAGGCACUGGCUUUCCAGCUCACCGAGAAGCUCUUUCUCCUGGCCGAGACGAAUGAGCGCGCCAUUGAGGCCUGGAUUGGGGGGGUUUCCAUGGAGGGUGGCCUCCAGCUGAGGCGCAAGGAUGGGCAGGAUUAUGCUGGGCCUGCCGCCUCAGGGGGCAGCGGCAGGUGGCCGGAGUUGUCGAGCAGUGGCGGGAGGCAGGGGUAUAGUGCUGGUGGCAGUCGGGGAGUGGGCUCGGGUUAUAAUAGGGAUGGACAGGGAAGGUCCGGUCGUUAUCAGGGCUCAAGGAAUCAGGAUGGGGCAGGCCGGGCUUACCAAACGGGCUUGGGGGCUAGGGGUGGCAACGUAGAUGGGUAUACCCGGAUGGUUAACCUGAACACGGGGGUGCGCACGUGA
Messenger RNA from Striga hermonthica, 2763 nucleotides. NCBI's taxonomy places the organism in Eukaryota, Viridiplantae, Streptophyta, Magnoliopsida, Lamiales, Orobanchaceae. The record is from the annotation of a GenBank genome assembly.